This is a messenger RNA of Ostrinia furnacalis (Asian corn borer), 3117 nucleotides long. Its product is annotated as cadherin-99C-like. Gene Ontology annotation, molecular function: calcium ion binding. The transcript is spliced from 10 exons. Gene Ontology annotation, cellular component: plasma membrane. The coding region runs from base 1 to 1737 and encodes 578 amino acids. Lineage: Eukaryota; Metazoa; Arthropoda; Insecta; Lepidoptera; Crambidae. Gene Ontology annotation, biological process: homophilic cell-cell adhesion. The record is from RefSeq and is a predicted model, not a curated record.
AUGGUCGGCGGUAUAGCCAACAACCUGUUUAGAACUCUUCUUCGAAAUAAUGUAAGCAAAUCGAAUCCGCUGGGAAUUUUCUACGUCAAGCUAACCGAAGACCGAGACUGUGCGAUCUACCUCAACACAAGCUCAUUGGACUACGAGACCCUCUCCGAAUACUCCUUAGAAGUCCAACUGGAGUCCAUCCAGGGUCUGAUAAACCCGGAGACCAGUAAAGCAGUUGUAAAGGUUCACGUGACCGAUGUCAAUGAUAACGCGCCCGCGUUCGUGUUCAAAGAACAGAGCACGAUAGCGGGUGCUGUGGGGAAAUACUUCGCGAUUGUUACUAAGGAUAUGCUGCUGGAUACGAAUGUGUUGCAAGUUAAGGCUAAAGACAAAGACAGCGGCGACUACGGCAAGAUAGAAUACCACAAGCACUCCUGGCCCAAAGCAGCGGAGGAAUACUUUGCAUUGGACGCUGACACGGGAGUCAUAAGCAACGUCAAGACGUUUGACAGCGUGCCCAGUGACGUGCUGCCUUUCAAGUUCAGCGUGACAGCGAGAGACAACCCUAGCUCGCCGCAGGAUUAUAACAUUGCUAGGGUUUCUGUUGUUGUAAAUCUCCUCCAAAAAGAAAACCAACUUGUGGUAGAAGUUUCCAAUGUCAACACUGAAUCUAUGGGCCGGCGAGCGCGUAGCGUCCUCGCAGCCAUAGAGAAAGAGAGCGGGCUUGUCGCUGGUUUAGAGAAAUUAACGUAUAGACAUUACCUGGGAGUAAAUGGCACGUUAGAGAGUGAUACUAAAGGAACGGAUAUGUGGCUAUAUCUGGUCGAUCCUUCUACAGGGAGGAUAUUGACUAGAGAGUCAGCGUCUGCGAAGAAGGCCGUCGAAAGCGGCGUCCACAAAGCUGUAGCGGCCAGUCUACAAUCGCCAGUUAGUCAAGUGCGAGCGCCGUUAGUGCCCGCAGAGCAGCCCCGAAGGCCGACGCAUGUGGCCGCGGCACCUUUAGCUACGGCCUUACCGGCUGCCUUGAUAGCAUUGGCGGCUUUGGUGCUGGUAGCGGCCACUGCAGCUACGAUAUACAUCUGUGCUUCUUGGAACAGGUACAAGAAACACAAAGAGCAAGCAAUCCAGCAGUACGGGACUCUUAGUAUGAGCAUGCCGCCUCCCAGACCGCCGUCGGGAUACGAGUCAAGUGAAGACGAGCCCGCGCCGAGAUACGAGACUCAGGUUCUCAACAUGGCGGUGGACGACGCAGACUUGCAACUGGACUUCAGUCCAAACAACCACGCGUUCAACAUCCACAGUGUGCAAUAUUUAUCCAAAGACAAUGGAGAACGCAGUCCUACCCUCUCCGAAACAGCCACCACCGCAAGAGCGUCAAGCGUCAACGAGAACGGUGGCACGCUCAACAACAGUCACUUCGACACUUUGGCGAACAACUCAACCAUCGCUCGCAACACUCAGACCCUCAACCGACGAGUGCCUAACAACCACGCGUUGAACAACGCUCUAGGAACGUUACCGAGAGUCAACAACAAUAAUGUUGGAGGGGGAUUGCUAGCAGCGACGCUUGGGAGAAAGAUAAACGGUGGGAACAACCAUAAGAAGAAAGCGUCGCAGCCGAUCAUGGCUUAUGAUGAAAUUCCGGGGCUGCAAAGGGCAUCAGAGAACGACAACGUCACGUUCGGCAAAAGAAACUUUACGGGUUUCUCUUACGACCAAUCGCCGGUGGAGACCACGACGGAACUAUAGUGACACUUAUUAAUAAAAUUGGAGUAGGUAUUUUAAUGAAAUGAUAUAGGUAACAUAAAUUUGCUUUUCUUUCGGAGCAUUUUAUGAAAUAUUGUUUUCAAACAGAUUUUUUUAUUGUUACUUAUGUUUUUGGCUUUUCUGGCUCCCUUUAAUCCCUUACCGUGAACUUGAAAAAUGUUAUUACUUUUAUUGCUGUUUUUGUGUCAAAUAAGAUUAUUACAUUAAUGAUUGAAUAUGUUAAAAAUGAAGACAAAAACAAACAAAUUUAUGUUAUCUGUUUGUACGGGCGUCAGCACAUCAACCCAUCCUAAAUUCUCAAUUGAUUUUCAACCUUUAUUCUCAUGGUGUAAAGUUAAAAAUCUUAUUAAAGAUGAGUGAUAGGUUGAUCUGCUGUUUUCGGUACUUUUAAGAAAGUGAGAGUAGAUUGAUCGAAAAACAAUAUUGAAAUGGUGAAGGCGAUGGAAUAAGUUUAUAGUGACUUACCAUUUGUUUUAAAGAAGUGAAUAACAUAGACUAAAAGUGAUAUACUUUCCGUCCGUAACACAGCACAUAGACAAACUAUGUGUUGAGUAGUUAGCAUAAUAUGUGUUCAACGAAUGUUAAUAUAUUUUAAGUAUGAUAUAUCGCCGACUGAAAAUACUUCAACGUGAUGAAAGUUGAUGUAAAUAACGAAUUUUUUAAAUAUUUUUGUACGUAAUUGUGUAUGCACUUACUUAGCGAUGGCUAGUCUUUUAUAAUAAUUGAACAAAUUGUGCAUAAUGUAAUAACUUAUGGAUGUGUAUAUAAUUGAGGCAUUACACAGUAGUGUAUAUUAGGUACCUGAGAUGUAAAUACAGGUACAAAAUAAUUUUGUAUAAAAUGUCUUUGUCGAGUCUGUUACCUAUUUAAAUCUUGCAUUUUUGAAAAAAAAUAUUGUAUCUAUCACAUUGAUGACAGUUUAUGUUUCGACAUACAUACUUGCCAGUGUUAGGACUGUAUCACAUUAUAGUUGUACAGUCGCCUUUAUAUGAACCCUUUAUAGAAGUAUGAGUUCUUCAAUUGAUUUCGAACCUUAUGCCAAGGAACAUAAAGUUCAUAAUACGUUGAAGAUUUAAUUUUUUUGGUACGUUGAUAUUUAGGUGACUGUACGCUAAUCGUUGAAGCAAAAGGUAGUUUUUAAUGUAUAUUUUUGUAGAAAAUAUAGCUUCGGUACAUGAGCUUUACGUGUAAGAUGUUAUUUUACGUGUAAAUACGUUCGCAUAAUACCCUAAUGUAUGAUAGAAAAAUAUAUUUUCAAGAUCUAUGUGUGGUUCAGUCCUAACGCGUUUAUUUUCCGUUUUUAUACGAAUUUUGUGCCAGUUAUUGUUAAAUGUAACUUUAAGAAUACAGUUUUGUACUUAU